Molecule: messenger RNA, 3280 nt
Organism: Cavia porcellus (domestic guinea pig)
Lineage: Eukaryota; Metazoa; Chordata; Mammalia; Rodentia; Caviidae
Gene: Ecel1
Product: endothelin converting enzyme like 1
Exons: 19
Coding region: 686-2983 (765 amino acids)
Biological process (GO): protein processing
Cellular component (GO): plasma membrane
Molecular function (GO): metalloendopeptidase activity
Source: RefSeq, a predicted model, not a curated record
UCCCCCCGACGGCCUGUCUACACCCCGGGAUCUGGAGAUGCACUCUGUGCCCGAGGCCUGGCAGCAGGCCGCAAGCGGCAGGCUCCCUCUCUGCUAGACAUUUUCUCCCUGCCUGGGGCAGGGACCCUGAGCAGGGGUGCCGAGGCUGAGGAGGGGCACAGUCUCAGCCUCAGACUCUUGCAGCGCUGCCCUCUGGGGCCGCGUGAGGGGAGCGCGGCCAACCAGAACCCCAACACAAACGCCGGCCCAUCACAGCGGGGUUAAAAGGAAGCCAAGGUCGCGGAGCCCUCUUGGAGCUGAGCUCCAGGGCUGUGGGCCCGGCAGGGAUGUCGCGCGCGCCCCUCGGUCGGCUCUGAUCGGAAGCACCGCGUCGGAAGGGACCCCUGCUCUGGGGAGCGCAUCCGCGAGCACUGCUCCAGGACAUAGCUGGACCCAGAGUCCCCGAGCCCGAAGCUAGGGCGCGACUCCAUCUCCGCAGCCGCGGUCCCCACCUCUACGCCACCGCGGAGCUGACAGGCUCAGUCCCGGCCCGGCCCGGCCCGACCCGCUCCGUCCUCGCCCGAAUGAUUGCGCAUCUCCCAGCUGCGGCGGAUAUGUGGCCGUCCACGAGGAGGCUAGCCGCCCCGCACAUGCUGUAGCUCCUCCCGGACGCCGCCAGAGCGUCCCCGGUGACCCGCUGCGCACCAUGGAGGCCCCAUAUUCGAUGACCGCGCACUACGACGAGUUCCAGGAGGUCAAGUACGUGAGCCGCUGUGGCGCAGGGGGUGCUCGGGGGACCUCGCUGCCGCCCGGCUUCCCGCGGGGCGCGGGGCGCAGCAGCUCGGGGGCGCGCACCGGGCUGCCGCGGUGGAACCGGCGCGAGGUGUGUCUACUGUCGGGGCUAGUGUUCGCCGCCGGGCUCUGCGCCAUCCUGGCCGCGAUGUUGGCGCUCAAGUACUUGGGUCCAGGCGCGACGGGCGGCGGCACCUGUCCCGAGGGCUGCCCGGAGCGCAAGGCCUUCGCGCGCGCCGCGCGCUUCCUGGCCGCCAACCUGGACGCCAGCAUCGACCCGUGCCAGGACUUCUACUCGUUCGCGUGCGGCGGCUGGCUGCGGCGCCAUGCCAUCCCCGAUGACAAGCUCACCUAUGGCACUAUCGCGGCCAUCGGCGAACAGAACGAGGAGCGCCUGCAGCGGCUGCUGGCUAGGCCGGCGGGAGGCCCGGGCGGCGCGGCACAGCGCAAGGUGCGCGCCUUUUUCCGCUCAUGCCUCGACAUGCGCGAGAUCGAGCGACUCGGGCCGCGGCCCAUGCUCGAGGUCAUCGCGGACUGCGGCGGCUGGGACGCAGCGCGCUGGGACCUGAACCGGCUGCUCUACAAGGCGCAGGGCGUGUACAGCGCCGCCGCGCUCUUCUCGCUCACGGUCAGCCUGGACGACAGGAACUCCUCGCGCUACGUCAUCCGCAUUGACCAGGAUGGGCUCACCCUGCCGGAGAGGACCCUGUACCUGGCUCAGGACGAGGAGAGCGAGAAGGUCCUGGCAGCCUACAGGGUGUUCAUGGAGCGCCUGCUCGGCCUGCUGGGCGCCGAUUCCGUGCAGCAGAAGGCUCAGGAGAUCCUGCAGCUGGAGCGGCAGCUAGCCAACAUCACCGUGUCAGACUAUGACGACCUGCGAAGGGAUGUCAGUGCCAUGUACAACAAGGUCACGCUGGGCCAGCUGCAGAAGAUCACCCCCCACCUGCGGUGGAAGUGGCUGCUGGACCAGAUCUUCCAGGAGGACUUCUCAGAGGACGAGGAGGUGGUGCUGCUGGCCACGGACUACAUGCAGCAGGUGUCCCAGCUCAUCCGCUCCACGCCCCACAGGAUCCUGCACAACUACCUCGUGUGGCGUGUGGUGGUGGUCCUGAGUGAGCACCUGUCACCCCCGUUCCGUGAGGCACUGCACGAGCUGGCCCGAGAGAUGGAGGGCAGUGACAAGCCUCAGGAGCUGGCCCGCGUCUGCCUAGGCCAGGCCAACCGCCACUUCGGCAUGGCGCUUGGUGCCCUCUUUGUACACGAACAUUUCUCGGCUGCCAGCAAAGCCAAGGUACAGCAGCUGGUAGAAGACAUCAAGUACAUCUUGGGCCAGCGCCUCGAGGAGCUGGACUGGAUGGAUGCCCAGACCAAGGCUGCUGCUCGGGCCAAGCUCCAGUACAUGAUGGUGAUGGUCGGCUACCCAGACUUCCUGCUCAAACCAGAGGCUGUGGACAGCGAGUAUGAGUUCGAGGUCCACGAGAAGACCUACUUCAAGAACAUCUUGAACAGCAUCCGAUUCAGCAUCCAACUGUCUGUCAAGAAGAUACGGCAGGAGGUGGACAAGUCCACGUGGCUACUCCCUCCUCAGGCGCUCAAUGCCUACUAUCUACCCAACAAGAAUCAGAUGGUGUUCCCCGCUGGCAUCCUGCAGCCCACCCUGUAUGACCCCGAUUUCCCACAGUCUCUGAACUACGGGGGCAUUGGCACCAUCAUUGGACACGAGCUGACCCAUGGCUAUGAUGACUGGGGGGGCCAGUAUGACCGCUCGGGGAACCUGCUGCACUGGUGGACAGAGGCCUCCUACAGCCGCUUCCUGCGCAAGGCCGAGUGUAUCGUGCGCCUCUAUGACAACUUUACUGUCUACAACCAGCGGGUGAACGGGAAGCACACUCUUGGAGAGAACAUUGCAGACAUGGGUGGCCUCAAGCUGGCCUACUAUGCCUAUCAGAAGUGGGUGCGGGAGCACGGCCCAGAGCACCCUCUGCACCGGCUCAAGUAUACACACAACCAGCUCUUCUUCAUCGCCUUUGCCCAGAACUGGUGCAUCAAGAGGCGGUCGCAGUCCAUCUACCUACAGGUGCUGACCGACAAGCACGCCCCUGAGCAUUACAGGGUGCUGGGCAGCGUGUCUCAGUUUGAGGAGUUUGGCCGGGCCUUCCACUGCCCCAAGGACUCGCCCAUGAACCCUGUGCACAAGUGCUCAGUGUGGUGAGCCCGGCCGCCUGCUCGCCCGCCCCCCACUGUCCCGCACGAGUCGAUGCCUGCCGGCUGCCGGGCAGGCAUGUGCCCUGGCUGCCCCGCUGUGGUUCCCUGACCCUCCCAGCCCUUCCAGCCUGGACCCCUGGCACCCACAGUCCCUCACUUCUGGAGGGGCCUGGAGCAGGGGUGGCAUGUACUCCGGGACACUGGGAGGAGACUGAGGUCCCUAUGCCCCCUGGCUGGAUCGUACAGGCCCUGCCUCCACUGUGUUCCUGCUGCUAAGCCUGGUCAAUAAAGCUGCUGUACUGUC